AUGGCUUCCAAUGCAAACCCUCGAGGCCAUCAUAUGCCACUGUCUCAAACGACUCGUCUCGAGGCGUUCCGCUCUGUACUGAAGGGUGUUCCGUCUGACUCCACCUGGCCACGAGACGAUUUUCGGAUUUCCGAACUUAUCCAUGACGGCAAGGUCAGAGAAGUUCACGAUGACUGGGAUUCUCCAGACAAGGAAGCCACCCAAUGGAGGCGUGAAAAAGUUGCCGAAGGUUUGGAUCGUGGUUCGGAUUGUAUAGAGGUCAAUAGCCUGGACGUCAGCAGUCUUCUGGAAGAGCUUAAAGAGAGGAUCGAAGCCUUGGAAUCCAGUAUGGAGGAACAAGAGCGGUGGAAUGAAGAGGUAAAUCAGGCUGUGGAUCGGCUCUAUUCUUUGCAGCAUCCGACAGGAACAACUUUGGGGAGGAAAGCGGCCCGUUGA
Molecule: messenger RNA, 435 nt
Organism: Aspergillus calidoustus
Lineage: Eukaryota; Fungi; Ascomycota; Eurotiomycetes; Eurotiales; Aspergillaceae
Source: the annotation of a GenBank genome assembly